Molecule: messenger RNA, 701 nt
Organism: Panicum virgatum (switchgrass)
Lineage: Eukaryota; Viridiplantae; Streptophyta; Magnoliopsida; Poales; Poaceae
Product: probable protein S-acyltransferase 7
Exons: 2
Coding region: 132-578 (148 amino acids)
Source: RefSeq, a predicted model, not a curated record
AAGCCAGUGCAUAGGACUGGUAUGAUCGACAGCUUAUCACAUCGCUUGCAAAAUCUUCAGAUCAAACGGGAAGAAAGUAAUGUCUGGUGUCUAAAAUCCUUUUGCCUCUGCAGAGAAACUACAGGUUCUACAUGCUGUUUCUGAGCUCGGCGUUAGUGUUCUACACGUUCAUGUUCGCGUUCACAGUGAGAAGAAUUAGAACCAAGAUGGAUAUUACCAAUGCAGGAGUCUUCAGUUUGGUCAGAACUUUGCCUGAAUCAUUCGUUCUUGCGGCAUUCAGCUUCAUGACAAUCUGUGCCCUUGGGUGCCUUCUAGCCUUCCAUGCAUUCCUCAUAGCCAAGAACACGACAAGCCAUGAGAUGGAAAAGGGAAGGUAUCACAGCUCGCCCAAUCCUUACGACAAGGGAGCGCUGGAAAACAUCAGGGAGUACCUGUUUGAGAAGCUGCCGCCUCCUAGAGUCGAUUUCAGAGCUGCUGCCGAGCCAACCUGGGUUCCGGCCGGCGGCGAGAGCGAGGGCGAGCCCUCCGCUCCUUCAGAUGACGCCUGCAGGCAAGCAAUGAGGGAUGCAAGGAGCUAAUGAGUAAUGACGUGGACUAUCGCCACACUAGAAAACUGGUAGACAUUUUGGGAGACGUUGACGAACCAAGGAUCUUUUCAUCAUUGUAAAAAAAGACCUAUAAGUGGUUGUUUCUUGACAGCA